Phaethon lepturus (White-tailed tropicbird) is the source of this 1616-nucleotide messenger RNA. It is a transcript of the gene STAMBPL1, whose product is annotated as STAM binding protein-like 1. The coding region runs from base 1 to 1362 and encodes 453 amino acids. Gene Ontology annotation, biological process: protein K63-linked deubiquitination. Gene Ontology annotation, cellular component: membrane; endosome. Lineage: Eukaryota; Metazoa; Chordata; Aves; Phaethontiformes; Phaethontidae. Gene Ontology annotation, molecular function: protein binding; metal-dependent deubiquitinase activity; K63-linked deubiquitinase activity. The record is from RefSeq and is a predicted model, not a curated record. The transcript is spliced from 10 exons.
AUGGAGACUUUGGAGGAAGAGAGCGAUCUCCUUGGUUUGCAGACAGAGAACAACAUGGAACAACCAUUCACUGUCAGCUCGUUGAAAAAGCUAGUAGCUAUUCCUGACCAUACAGACAUCUCUGUGACCCCAGAAGAGAGAGUACGUGCCUUGAGCAAACUUGGCAGCAAUAUCACAAUCAAUGAAGAUAUCACUCCGCGUCGUUACUUUAGAUCUGGAGUAGAGAUGGAGCGGAUGGCAUCAGUAUAUAUGGAGGAGGGAAACCUGGAGAAUGCUUUUGUUUUUUAUAAUAAAUUUAUAACGUUGUUUGUAGAAAAGCUGCCCAGUCACCGAGACUAUCACCAAUGUGCAGUACCAGAAAAACAAGUUAUCAUUAAGAAAUUGAAGGAGAUUGCAUUUCCACGGACAGAUGAAUUGAAGAGAGAUCUUUUAAAAAAAUAUAACUUAGAAUAUCAAGAAUACAUGCAAAACAAAAACAAAUGUAAAACUGAAUUUCUGAAGAAACUAGAGCAUCAAAAGCUAAUAGAGGCAGAGAAGAAACGAAUUGCACAUAUGCGGCAACAGCAGCUUGAAUCAGAACAAUUUCAAUUCUUUGAGGAUCAGCUUAAGAAGCAAGAACUAGCUCGAGAUCAGAAAAUCAAAGAGAGCAUGGUUAUGUCUGAACAGAUAGAUGGAAGUAUGCUAUCUUGUAUUUCUGUACCAGAGAACAGUUCCUUAUCUACUGCACUGCUUGAGAAAAAAGAGAGGAGCAGCACAUCUGGCUGCACUGGACAUUCACCUCCAGUAAACCGAAUCUUGAAGCCAGCAGCUACUUUAAGUGCUGUUCAGACUCAAUUGGCUGAAGCACUCAGAGGCGUCAUUUUGCCCAGGGAUCUCUGUCACAAAUUUCUGCUGCUAGCGGAGGCAAACACAGUAAGAGGAAUAGAGACAUGCGGAAUUCUCUGUGGAAAACUGACACAUAAUGAAUUUACUAUUACCCAUGUAAUAGUGCCAAAGCAAUCUGCAGGACCAGACUACUGCGACAUGGAGAAUGUGGAAGAAUUAUUUGGUAUUCAGGAUCAGUAUGAUCUCCUCACUUUGGGUUGGAUCCAUACACAUCCAACACAAACUGCAUUCUUAUCCAGUGUUGAUCUUCAUACUCAUUGUUCUUAUCAGCUAAUGUUGCCAGAGGCCAUUGCAAUUGUUUGUUCACCAAAGCAUAAUGACACUGGCAUCUUCAGACUUACUAAUGCUGGCAUGGUAGAAGUUUCUGCUUGUAAAAAGAAGGGAUUCCAUCCACAUACAAAGGACCCUAGGUUAUUUAAUCCAUGUACCCAUGUGGUUGGGAAAGACAUAAAGAUAAUUGUGCUGGAUCUGAGGUGAUACAGAUGGAAGAUAGUGAUGUUACUACGCAAAUGGCCAAAACAGAAAAGUGGAUUCCUGUUUUUCCUACACUUUCAGAAAUGACUUUUAUAUUUAUACAUUUUAGAUUGAAUGGUUUAAUAUUUAUUGCUGUAGGCUGUUUUGGAAUUAUUUUGUUGCUCUGUCAAGAUGGAGUUCAAUGGCAUUACCUCUGAAUCUGUAAACAAAUCUUACCUAUAAAACACAACAAUAAAAUGAAUGUCAAACAACAGUAA